UUUUCUUCGUCCCUACUCUGCUCGCCUCGCCUCGUCAUCUCUCCUUCUCCUUCGCUGCACCUCUGCUCCUCGUACAGAGCAAGCUACGCAGAACAGCAAUCCACCAAAGAGGAGCAGCGCAAACGUAGCAGUACACGCGCGAUCCGUCUUCUUGUUGUUGUAGUUGUUCGUCAUACUGCAUUCCACUGUAAGAGCAGAGACCGGCCAUGGGAAGGCACAAGUUCCGGCUGUCCGACAUGAUCCCCAACGCGUGGUUCUUCAAGCUCCGGGACAUGCGCGCCCGGGGCGGCGCCGCCAGCCCCCGCGGGGUCGCGCAGGCGUCGGCGGUCGUCUCGCGGUCGGGCAGGGCCUGCGGGGUCCCGAGCACGGCGAGGCACGGCGCCUGGCUCCCGCACAGGGCGUCCCACUACUACACGCCGCGGGCGGGCGACCUCGUGGGCUCGCCGCUCCACCCCAAGGCCUCCGACACGCACUUUCCGCCGUUGCCACUGUCGCCGCCGAGGCGGUCCAGGCGGCGGCACCGGAGGCGGUCCGUCAAGCUGGCGCCGUCGGUCAGCAGCAGCAGCGGCUUCGUGUCCUCGCCGGUCUCCACCGGCUGCCGCUGCGGGCGCAGGCCCGAGAUGGUGGUGGUCGAGGCGCCCGACACUCCACCGUGCCGCCGAGACAGGUUCGUCGGUUACAGUGACGAAGACAACGACGACCUCAAGAAACCGACGGUUGCCAUCCGCGCUGACGACAAGCUCGAAGGCAAGGUGAUCACUUCUGCCACGGAGAUCAUCAUCGACCUGCGGACCAAGAAGAGGCCAGACAAGGUACUCCCGCCGAUCGUAACCAAGCCUGCGAGGAAAGAACUCCACGGCUCCGAGCUGGAGGACAAGCACAUCGACGUCCUCACGCACGCGGCCCGAAGAACCGCUCCAGUUCCCGAACAGAACAAGCUCAAGCCGAGGCGGUCGGUGUCGUCGGCGCGCCGACUCAAGACGCGCGCGAACACCCCCCGCGUAGCCUCCAAGAAGUGCAAUCCACCAAUGACGACCGCGCGCUCGCCGGCGCUGACAAAGCCUCCGCUGGCGGAGAGCUUCGCGGUGGUGAAGUCGUCGCGGGACCCGAGGAGGGACUUUCGGGAGUCCAUGGAGGAGAUGAUCGCCGAGAAUGGCAUCCGCACCGCCGCCGACCUCGAGGACCUCCUGGCGUGCUACCUGUCCCUCAACGCCAAGGAGUACCACGACCUCAUCGUUGAGGUGUUCGAGCAUAUCUGGGCCACCCUCUCGGACAUCAAGAUGUAGCAGAGCUCAUGCAAAUGCAAUGCACUCUUGCAUGACGAAUUCAUCCGACCCCAUCGUGCCGGUAGUGGUGGCUGUAAAUCGUAAUUAUAUUCCAGUUAAUGAUCCUAAAUUGGGUAAGCAAAUAUUUUCCAAUCCUGUGAAACCAUGCUGUUCUUCUCUUUA
Molecule: messenger RNA, 1448 nt
Organism: Phragmites australis (common reed)
Lineage: Eukaryota; Viridiplantae; Streptophyta; Magnoliopsida; Poales; Poaceae
Product: transcription repressor OFP2-like
Exons: 1
Coding region: 207-1286 (359 amino acids)
Biological process (GO): negative regulation of DNA-templated transcription
Molecular function (GO): DNA binding
Source: RefSeq, a predicted model, not a curated record